Molecule: messenger RNA, 734 nt
Organism: Symphalangus syndactylus (siamang)
Lineage: Eukaryota; Metazoa; Chordata; Mammalia; Primates; Hylobatidae
Gene: H2AL3
Product: H2A.L variant histone 3
Cellular component (GO): nucleosome
Molecular function (GO): protein heterodimerization activity; structural constituent of chromatin; DNA binding
Source: RefSeq, a predicted model, not a curated record
CAAUCGGGGCAAAACCCAGCAAACAUCACGGCUGGAAACAAACACAGUCGCAGCUCCUGUAAGCCUAGAAGACAGCGCCUUUCCCGUUCCAGAAGAGUAGAGCUGCAGUUUCGUGUUAGCCACAUGGUACGCUGCCUGCAAGAAGGUCAGCAUGCCCGGCACCUGAGCUCAACCACAUCUGAUUUCCUGGCUGCCGUUCUCCAGUACCCGAUAGCCAACAUCCUGGAACAGGCGGGCAAGGAAGCCCAGAACAGCCAGAGGGUGCGGAUCACCCCGGAAGACCUGAAGAGAGGACUAUCAAAGAACCAAGAGCUCAGAUGGAUCUUGGAGGAGGAAGAUGACACCCACUCUCAGGAAGAAGAAAUGCCGCAACCUGAGGAAGAGGAGGAGGAGGAAGACAACAUUGACUCUCAGGAAGAAGAAAUGCCCCAACCUGAAGAGGAGGAGGAGGAUGAGAGAAUGGAGGAGGAGGAAGAUGACCUCGACUCUCAGGAAGAAGAAAUGCCACAAUCUGAGGAGGAGGAGGAGGACGAGAGAAUGGAGAAAGAGGAAGGGAGAAAAAGGAGGAGGAGAAGGAGGAGAAGAAGAAGAAGAAGAAGGGAGGAUUCCUGAGUUUCAGAGCCGUGCGGGACUUCAUCAGCAACCUCCUCCAGAUGCCAAAAUUCCCAUAGAUGAAAGACCGCAGGUUGCUUCCAUCUGCCCAAGCUAUUAAACUGUGUAAAUGCAUGACAGUG